AACCUUGUUUUCAUUUAUCGCCACUGGUUUUUGUUGGUCUUCAGACGUAAAGAAGGUGGCAUUCUCAGCUUCUCUCGGAGGUGACGGCCUUCAGAAGACGACGUCAGGAAGUAAAACGCUCCUCUACAAAGACGUGCUGACCAACAUCGGACAGGCGUACAACGCUGAGACAGGUGUGUUCAGAGCACCUGUGCGUGGAGUCUACUACAUCCGCUUCACAGCCAACGCCCCCACCAACUUCCCCAUGAGCGCCGUGCUCUACAAAAACAACGCUCAGAUCCAGCUGAUCGCCCACGAGCAGCCGUCCGGCGAGGGCAGCGACACGGCGUCCAACGGCGCCGCCCUGCUGCUGGAGGAGGGCGACACGCUGUCCAUGCAGCUGUGGCACGGCACUCAGAUCUGGGACAACAGCAACCACAGCACCUUCAGCGGCUUCCUGCUGUUCCCCAUGUGAGGAGGAACACUGUCGAACCUUUAGUCAACAUCUGAGAGGACGUUUUAUCUCUGUUGUAAAACCAUGUUCAGGUUACGUCUCCGCUGACCGAACCGGAGUUCCUCUCUAAUAAAGUUUGACUGAUAAAACUUCACCUACCUGAGCUUUAAAGUUUGAAUAAAAGAAACAGCUUGUUGCA
Micropterus salmoides (largemouth bass) is the source of this 632-nucleotide messenger RNA. RefSeq names its product complement C1q-like protein 4. Gene Ontology annotation, molecular function: protein binding. The annotation marks the transcript as partial. The record is from RefSeq and is a predicted model, not a curated record. The transcript is spliced from 2 exons. NCBI's taxonomy places the organism in Eukaryota, Metazoa, Chordata, Actinopteri, Centrarchiformes, Centrarchidae.